Sphenostylis stenocarpa is the source of this 720-nucleotide messenger RNA. NCBI's taxonomy places the organism in Eukaryota, Viridiplantae, Streptophyta, Magnoliopsida, Fabales, Fabaceae. The record is from the annotation of a GenBank genome assembly.
AUGGCAAAGAUAGUCCUCACUUUUUUUCUUCCGGUGUUGCUGCUAUGUGCAGGAGUGCAAUGUGACGUGACUUUCAAUUUCGAAAACCUGUGCACAUACCCAGUGUGGCGUGCCUCCAACCCGAGCAUCGGAGACUUGGAGCCACAAAUUGGAACAGACGUGUUUGAGAUAUUCAACAUGGACGAUCACUACAGCGGUUCAAUUUGGUUGCGAACAGCGUGCACAACCAACGCCUCCAAUUACUUUUCCUGCGAAACCGGUGACUGUGGAAACGGGAUCAUGGAGUGUGCAGACCUGAAUCCUGCAUUCCCUGUAACCCUUCUGAAUUUUCGUGUUGACAACCCUGUGGUGUCGUACCAAGUGAGCUUGGUUCAUGGCCAAAAUAUCUUGGUUCGAAUAAAACCUAACGGUGGAACUCUUGUGGAUGGAUCAGGACCCUGCCCCAUGGUGGAUUGCAACAAAGAGCUUUCAAGUGUGUGCCCUUUCUCUUUGAUUGCUUUCAACAAGGGUGGACAAUAUGUGGGUUGUAAUAGUCCUUGCGAUGGGUUGAAGGAUCCCAAGUAUUGUUGUGAUGGUCAUGGUUGCCAAUCAGAUGAGAUAUCUCUCAAGUACAAGGGGCUUUGUCCUCUUGCUCACACUUACCCUGGUGAUAAUAAUCCUCCCUUUUAUCAGUGCAAAGGGGCUGAAAGCUAUGACAUAACCUUUUGUCCUGCCCUUUAG